This is a messenger RNA of Neurospora tetrasperma FGSC 2508, 2069 nucleotides long. RefSeq lists its product as uncharacterized. NCBI's taxonomy places the organism in Eukaryota, Fungi, Ascomycota, Sordariomycetes, Sordariales, Sordariaceae. Gene Ontology annotation, biological process: ubiquitin-dependent protein catabolic process; protein deubiquitination. Gene Ontology annotation, molecular function: cysteine-type deubiquitinase activity. Gene Ontology annotation, cellular component: cytoplasm. Bases 252 to 1247 code for a protein of 331 amino acids. The record is from RefSeq and is a predicted model, not a curated record. The transcript is spliced from 3 exons.
CGGAGUUGGUUCGCUUGAUAUUAUUUUCUAUGAUCAGUAGCAUCUAUAACCGCCAGCGUGUCAAUUCAGACAUUACCGAGCGAUAUUGAACUUAGCUUCCGUUCUGCUGUUCUGAUUCAACCCUCGCUUCUGCCGUUGGACAGCUCCUGCCCCGCCACAAACUCGCAACGUUCUAAUACAUCUGUCACCUUACGCCAACACAUCCACGGCUUCAGCCCACACCCUUUGGAAUCUGCCGAAAUUGCGCCAAAAUGAGUGGUGGUUGGAACACCAUCGAGUCCGAUGCGGGCGUCUUCACCGAUCUUCUCACCAAUCUCGGCGUAAAAGGUGUCCAAUUCGAAGAACUCCUCUCCCUAGAACCCGAUGCCCUCGCGCAGCUGCACCCCGUCUACGGCGUCAUCUUUCUCUUCAAGUACCCGACAAACGAGCCCUACCGAGGGACUGACAAGCCUCUCGAUGGCACCUUUGACUACGACGCCAGCGAACGACUCUUCUUCGCUCAUCAGACCAUCCAGAACGCGUGUGGUACGCAGGCGCUCCUGAGCGUGCUCCUCAACAAAGCCAACCCGUCCGUCUCCCAAGAAGGCGAUGCGGGGUACAUCGACAUCGGCGACAAGCUUCGCGACUUCCGCGACUUCACCAUCGCCCUGCCGGCCGAAAUCCGCGGCGAAGCGCUCUCCAACUCGGAGCUGAUCCGCGACACGCACAACUCGUUUGCGCGCAGUAGUCCCUUUAUCGACGAGACGCAGCGUCGGCCCGAUGAGGAGGAAGGAGACGCAUUCCAUUUCAUUGCGUACUCGCCCAUCGGCGGCACCCUUUACGAGCUCGACGGCCUGCAGCCGGCGCCCAUCAGCCACGGCGCUUGUACCCAGGAGGACUUCCCGCAGAAGGUUAUGGACGUUCUGCAGCGGCGCAUUGCCAGGUAUGACGCCAGCGAGAUCCGGUUCAAUCUGCUGGCUAUGAUCAGAGACCUGCGGAUUCGGGCACGCGAGUUUGCCGAUGAGGAAUUGCUGGCGAGCGAGGAGCGCAAGCGUGAGGCUUGGCGGUUCGAGAACGCCCUGAGGCGACACAACUUUGUGGGGUUUGCGGGCGAAAUUCUCAAGGGUGUUGUGUCGGCGAAGCUUGCGGCAGGAGGAAGUGCGUAUGACGACUGGGUUAACCAGGGCAAGAAGAAUAUGGAGAAGAGGGCAGCUGAGCAGAGGGCAAGGAAAGGUGGAGAGGGGGAAGACGUAGAGAUGCAGGGCUGAAGAGUCCCAUUUACUCAUCUAAGAAACUGGCGGGGGCAUUUGUUUGGUUAUGUGUAUGAUCACGAUUAUAUGAGCUCCCUGAUCGGCCAUUGUAAGCACGCUGGGUGCUGAGGGGGGACAAUGUGCGAUCACCAAAGGCUUGUUGUACAUGUGGUGAAGAGAUAAGAAGCAUCGGUGGAUUUCAUACAAAAGGGUUAUGAUAUCAUAAGAGCCAUGACUGUCAAAUACCCAAGAUACCCCCAGUGGCGAAACCUCAAUAGCAGCUGUAUUUGCUCAAGCAUCACUUCUCACGCAGCAAAGGGGGCACAUCCAACUGAACUCGGGGAUGCUGGAUUGGGUAUCGUUUCGGGAAGGCUAGCUACCUGAACAUCAUGCGGCUCUGCAUCAGGGGCAGACAGGUACGUCACAGCCACUCUCAGAGCUCAGGUAACCCGCAGUUCGGUUUGGCGUCCCGUUGGCAAUUACGCCAGGACUUGAAUGAUUACUUGUUUCGCCGUGUCAUGCUUUCUCAAAUUCUUUUAUUGAGUAUUCAUGAUCGACCCCUUUUUCCCUGGAAUCGUGACCUUGACCCGAAAAAUGCCAUGCUCGCGUACACCGUUCCGGAAAAAAAGUGAAGCCCUCAAUCAAAACAUCCCCUCGUCCAAUCACCUAGCUAUCAAAGCGCAUUUAAGCGGCAGUGAUGGCACGGCGGACGCGAGCGCCACGCUGGCGGGAGGAAAGGUGAGCCUCCUCGCGGACAACGGCCUCGGACUUCUGGACGACCUCAUCGGCCUCAGUGAGGAUAAGCUCGAUGUGGCAGGGGUUGGACAUGUAGGGGUUGAU